Effrenium voratum is the source of this 210-nucleotide messenger RNA. The record is from the annotation of a GenBank genome assembly. NCBI's taxonomy places the organism in Eukaryota, Dinophyceae, Suessiales, Symbiodiniaceae.
AUGCCUUUGACACGGGCGAAGCUGGCCAUUCCCUUCGUAGGCAAAGAUGUGCCGUCACAGUCCAGUGAGUUUGCGCAUCCGGAUGUGGUGAUCGGCUUGACCAUCCUGGCUUACAGAUACGAGGGCCUGAGGCGUGAAGACUUUGACGAAGUUCUGGGCUGCCUGGAUGCAUUGUUUUCAGUUGGGAUGGUUUGGGAUGUUUGCAGCUGA